GGGUCGAUGUCCCUUCCCCAGCCUUGGAGCUGUUGAUCACAAGUGCCUCCUUGUUUAAGAGGCAAGAGGGCUUACGAACAUUGUUUUUAAGGAAGGAGAACAGCAUGUGACAGACUUUCUUAAAAAUGCACUUAGAUAAAAGAAGGUUUGCCAGUGGCCAGAAAGACAAGCGAAGAAAGUGGAAAUCCUCUGUAUCUCAUCACUUGUGUACUCCCUGAGAGAAACAACACUAGAUUUAUUAUGUUAAAGAACCAAAGUGAAGGCCAUAGUUUAAGUAUACUGCCAGGCCAACUACCCAGAGCUGCAGAAUCAAAACUUAAAUUGUCCUAAUUUCCCAUGAAGAGCUGGCUCUGUCCUUACAGGAAACUUAAGCUUUCUUCAUGUCUGGGUAACCUUGCAGCUUCCUAGCAGCUACAAACAAGUAAACUUGUAUGCUGGUACUCUUCUGAAAGGACCGUCAGUUCUAGUAACCAGUCCCAAUAGAAAACAAUGUACUUCCUCAUUCCUGUGCAUAGGAGGAAAAUAAUUUUCUCUCCCCCCUCUGAAUACUUAGCUGAGAUUCCUGCAACAAAAAAUGAAAACAAACAAGUUUCUUAACAUGUAUACCUCAUGUGAGAGGCUUCCCAGGUGGCACAGUGGUAAAGAAUCCACAUGCCAGUGAAGGAGAUGCAGGAGAUAUGGGUUCAAACCUUGGGUCAAUAUUCUUGCUUGGAAAAGUCCAUGGACAAAGGAGCCGGGCGGGCUACAGUCCAUGGGGUCACAAGGAGUCAGAAAUGCUUGCAUAUGCAUGCAGGCUUACCUUGUAUAAACAUGGAGAUGCCCAAGGAAAAAUGAUUAACCACUAAGAUGGCUUAGAAUUCAGGUCUAAAUGCAGCCUUCAUAGGGAAGGGGGUUGUUUAGUUGCUAAGUUGUGUCUCUUAAGACUGUCUUGAAAGUCAUGACUCUUUUGAGACCCUAUGGACUGUAGCCCGCCAGGCUCCUCUGUCCAUGAGAUUUCUCUGGCAAGAAUACUGGAGUGGUUUGCCACUUCCUUCUCCAAGGGAUGUUCUUAACUCGGGGAUUGAACCCACGUCUCCUGCAUUGCAGGUGGAUUCUUUACCGCUGAGCCACCGGGGAAGUCCUAGGGCAAGGGGAGGGAGGUUCUAUACCUGGAAGAGGCUGAAACUGCAGUUAGGUUAAGUAUUAGGUGUCGGUUUGCUGACAUGGGGCUUAGCACAAGUGAGUCCACAUGGCUUGUGAGAUCUUAGUUCCCCCAACUAGGGAGUGAACCUGAUCCCCAACAAGGAAAGCACUGAAUCCUAACCACCAGACCACCAGGGAAUUCUCCUUUUGCCCCCCACCUUUUUUUUUUUUUAAACAGCUGUUUUAAAGUGCCUGCAGCUCAAAACAAUCAGUUUUCCAAAGUGGUAUAUUAGGGAGCGACUUAUUCUGCCACCUAUUUACAUGUUUUAUAAACUGAAGGGUAAAUGCGGAGAGCUUAACUUCUUAAGACUUUCCAUUUUGAAGCCUCCUUGUUUGCGGUUUGGUUUUCACUCCAUAAACUGUUCAUAUCAAGUAAAGUCCUCUGAAUUUUCUUUUGACAACAGCUGUGCCUGCUCAGUCGCUCAGUUGGUGUCCAACUCUUUGAGACCCCAUGGACCCUGCCAGGCUUCUCUGUCCAUGAAAUAUUCCAGACAAGAAUACUGGAGUGGGUUGCCAUUUCCUCCUCCAGGGGAUCUUCCCAACCCAGGGAUCAAACCAGAGUCUCCUGCAUCUCUUCCAUUGCAGGUGGAUUCUUUAUCACUUGAGCCACCUGGGAAGCCCCUUUGACAACAGUUAGCUCUUUAUAUAUCAUAUUUAGCCUAAAAUCUCUGAUAACCUCCCGAAAAUCAUUGUUACACUCUCUGAGCUGAUUCUGUGUGACGCAGACAUAACCUUAGACCGCCCAAAUGUAGAGCAGGCAAAGGCUCUUCAUGCAGAGCUUGCUAUACUAAGGGAACUGGCCACCAUCAGGUGUUUAGCAGAGACUCAAAAGCAAGCAGGAGAAGCUUUAGAUGGAAAAAAGGGAAAACUCAACUAUGCUGAGUUUUUAGGAGAUUGGCUUGGAAAAGCUGGAGGCAGGUUAAGUAAAAGAAGGAUUCCCCUCCACCCGGCCUCGGGGAACGAGCAAAUAAAGGAACCAGCAACUUAGCCUGAUGGCCAGGAUCCAGCCCCAUCUCGGAGACCAGGCCUUGGAAGCCAUGUUCCUGCCAGUCUCAUGGAAGGGGUUGCUGUCCUUUGAGGACGUGGCUCUGUACUUCACCAGGGAAGAGUGGGACACGCUGGACUGGGCUCAGAAGGCCCUCUACAGGGACGUGAUGCUAGACAACUACAGACACAUCGUCUCCUUGGGAUUUCAGUUUCCCAAACCUGAGGUGAUCUGUCAGCUGGAACAGUGGGAAGAGCCGUGGAUCCUGGAAGUGCCGAGAGCGGGGACUAGGAAGGCUUCCGGUAGUGCCUGCCCAGAUUUGGAAGCCAGAUUCCAGAUGAAAGAGCUUGCUCCAAAGGAGAACGCUUCUGAAGAUUUAAUGUUAUGGAAGAUGUCCUCAGUAAAGCAGAAAACAGCCAAGGAGCCUCCAGAAGAGUUACAUGAAUAUAAUGAAUUUGUGGACAUUUACGGAUUUUCACUCCCUGCUACUGGUGAUGAGUGCUGUAAGGACUUCCUUCAAAGCCUUAACCUUAUUCACAGUUGGAGAGCUCAGACAAGGACACAGCAGGGCAAAUAUGAUGAGUGCAGAAAACCCUACCAUCAGAGAUCACGGCUUUUGAGGCAUAAGAGAACUCUGACAAACACAAAAUCCUAUGAAUGCCACGAAUGUGGAAGAGCCUUCCAGCGGCAGGCAAAUUUGGUUCGACAUCAAAGACUUCACAGUUCAGAGAAUCCCUUUGAGUGUGACAUAUGUGGGCAGGCCUUCAAACAGAAGUCCACUCUGAUCGACCACAAACAGUGUCACUCACAAAAAAAGCCAUAUAAAUGUCACGACUGUGGAAAGUGUUUCCGUCAGAUGGCAUAUCUCGUCGAACAUAAGAGGAUCCAUACCAAAGAAAAACCCUAUAAGUGCAGCAAAUGUGAAAGAACGUUUAGUCAGAAUUCAACGCUUAUUCGACAUCAGUUAAUCCACAGUGGAGAGAAACCCCACAAGUGCACUAUAUGUGGAAAAGCCUUUGGCCGGCACUCAACCCUUAUGAGCCAUCAACAGAUUCACAGUAAACAGAAUGCUCACAAAUGCAGUGAAUGUGGAGAAUCCUUUGGUCGGAAUGUCGAUCUCAUUCAGCAUCAAAGGAUCCACACGAAGGAGGAAUUCUUUGAGUGUAGAGAAUGUGGGAAAACCUUUAGCUUUAAGGCAAAUCUUCAUCGACAUGAGGUCAUUCAUACUGGAGAGAGACCCUACAGAUGUGACAAAUGUGGAAAGUCUUUCAGUUGGCGCACAAGCUUUAUUAAGCAUCAGGGUACCCACAGAGAGCGGGUAUCUGCGUGAUGUUAACUGGAAAAGCUACCAAUUUAAAGCCCAGAACUUAACCACUAUGGCAAGUAUGUAUAACCUGAUUGUUUCAUGAAAAUUAAUAAACAAGAACUGGUUU
Messenger RNA from Dama dama (fallow deer), 3600 nucleotides. RefSeq names its product zinc finger protein 789 (gene ZNF789). NCBI's taxonomy places the organism in Eukaryota, Metazoa, Chordata, Mammalia, Artiodactyla, Cervidae. The record is from RefSeq and is a predicted model, not a curated record. Gene Ontology annotation, biological process: regulation of transcription by RNA polymerase II. Gene Ontology annotation, molecular function: DNA-binding transcription factor activity, RNA polymerase II-specific; RNA polymerase II cis-regulatory region sequence-specific DNA binding. The transcript is spliced from 5 exons. Bases 2175 to 3497 code for a protein of 440 amino acids.